AGCCCUCGGAAAUAUGGGAUGGUUGCUAAAGGAGACACGUUAAGCGUCCGUGCUGCCAGGUGGAGGCGAUGUCGCUCCUCCUCUCUUCCUCUUUCCUCUCCUCUUCCUCUGCUCUGCUCGGUCAGAGCUCUCAGUCUGCUGGGUGAGAUCAUUACCAGACACCAGGCUCCGGGACCUGACAUUCACCGUUUCGAAAAGCAGGGAGAACGAGAGGGACAGAGGGAGACCCUGAUCCGAUGCAAAAGACGAAGGAAAGCGACCUAACCCAACGUCUCCUUCCUCGGAUCCCCGGUCUCGUGAAGUGACGGCAGAAAGCGCGGUCUUGUCUCUGACAUUUUCCCGCUGGAUUUGGGCUUGUAGUCGUAUGCGGGCUUGUUUUGACUGCAGUAAUAGUCCUACUCCCCCCUCCUCCUCCUACCCCGAGUCGAGUAGCGGAUUUGCGAGGGAUCUGAGCGCUGUGCAGCUCCCCGAGUGACCAGCGAUCCUGCAGGGCACCGGAGACUCUCUGCACCUCCGCGGAUCUCCAACACGAGUCAAUCCGCCGGAGCCUCCAAAGAUCUCUUUUCUGACUGGAAUUGGACACAAGAGCCAAGUUUCCGAUUGGAUUUUUUUCCUCCUUGUACGGCUACCUUUCUCGCUCCUGUCAUCAGAUCGGCUGCAAAUCCUAUUUUCGCUUUUUUUUUCUUUUCCAAAGCCCCGUUGACGCCAUUUUCCUCGGGGUUUUCUGUCAAAAACAAUAUCUACAUAUACUGUGGCACCGUUUGACAGCUCCCCGGGAGACUGUCAUCCCAUCCGUCGCUUGUGUAAAAUGUGUCUAAAUGGAUUGUAAAUGAUCUUGAUAAAAUAUUUACACGUUAGAGCCGAGUGUGUGACAACAUUAGACAUGGAUUGUCCCUGGCUUCGCCGUGUUCCUGCGGGACAACCAACCCAACCCCAGUAGCUGAUUGACUACAACCAACCAGCCCGACUGACUAGUUUUCUCUUCCUUCCCAUUGGCUGGCUGCCACAGCUUCCCCAAACCUGAUUGGUUCAGGCGGGAGCGUGGAUGGAGCCAAGGGAUCUGGUUGGCUCGGCCCGACCCAAAGAGGCGGAGUUACAGGGAGGCAGGGUGGGUCCAAAUGAAGGGGACCAGCAAGGAGCAGGGGACAUGGGUUUGGCGCGUGGUGAUGAUGUGAUUAACGGUGGCAUCAGUGAAGGGGAGGGGCUAGAGGAGCAAGGGGAGGGGCUUCUGGAGGAGCAGGAGUUCUCCAUCAAGGAAGCAAGUUUCCAGGAAGGAAGUCUAAAGCUGAAGAUCCAGACAACCAAGCGCACCAAGAAGCCCCCCAAAAACCUUGAGAACUACAUUUGCCCACCUGAGAUCAGGAUGACCAUCAGACCCCCAGUUGGAGAGGGCAAAGGUGGGCGGCAGGGGCGGACAGGAGGCGGGGCAACAGCAGGGCGGGGCCAAAAAGAUGAAGAACGAGGACCUCCAAGAAAAAGAACUUACGAGCGCCAGUUCAGAAUGCCUGAGCAGAGAGAAGGAGGCCUGCUGCAACUACUGGGAGAUCACACUCCGCCCAAACACCAGCUCCGCAGCUCCCUCCUUCCUGCACACACACUCUCACACACACAGCAAACACAGCACGCCCACUCGCCACAAUUCCACCAACACCAAAUCAAUCAAGACUGGAUCACGUCUACGGCACCUUCUGCUUCCCCAAACAACCCUGCAGAUUCACAGACAUCCAGAGAACUGGGCCAACCUUUCUCUCGAUCAGCUACACAGAGCCCCUCACCUCAGAGAUCUCUGACUCCAGACUUGCAGCUGCCGGUAGUCACAGACGCCAGUAUUCUCAACCUGACCUCUCUUAGCAGGGGGAGGGGUCUGCAAGAGGUCAGUGAGCAGCUCUUUGGGAACAUCAAGAGGAAGUACGGCAGGAAGGACUCCCAGAGGACGCUCAGUAAUCCCAACAGUGCCGAAACACCUUGGGGACGACAGGCAGAGAAAGGAUCGGAGAGCCCGGCGGAUACAGAGGAGAGACAGAAGUACAGGCAGGAGGAGACGGCUGAGCGCUUCCAUGAAGAUAGGGAGGAAAGGAGGAAAGAGGACAGAGAGCGAGCAAAUGCCGGGAGGAGAGGAGAAGAAGAUGAGAGAGGGAUGCCUAUGUUGACAGAGGAAGGGAAAGGAAGGAAGAGGCGGAGGAGGCCCUCUUUUGACGAGCCGUUUUGUGGAGUAGAGCAAUCACAGCAACGGCAGGAGAGUACGGAGAAGCACCAGCCCGGGCCACCAGAACCCAAAGUAGCACAUAAGACAGAGACUCACAAAAAUGACUCUCGACUCACAAGCCAGGCUGAAGUCAGUAGAGAAAGAAGUGAAAAAGUAGAUAAAGGCGAUAAGAGAGAAAAGGGAGAAAGGGUUGACAGGCCAGAAAGAGGUGAAGUAGUUACAAGUGGAACUGACCCAGAGUCAAGCAGGGUGAAAAAGAACCCUGCAGGACGUCCUAGGAUCAGCACAGACGCUCUUAAACCCAGAGAACCAACCCACAAUCAUAUCAACAAGCCCAAUAUUAACAACAACCCAAGACUCCCGAGCCCAAACCCCAGCCCGAGCCCAAGGAGUAGCAUCAGUCCCAUCCCAAGUCCUAAACCCAGGCUCAACAUUAGCCCCAGUCCCAGUCCAAGCCCCAGACCACGGGCUGCCCUGAGUCCGAGCCCCAGCCACAGCACCAGCUCCACAACCAGCUCCAGACAAAGCAAGACCAAGGACAGGUGGUCCUACCUGAAAGCCAAAAGCCAUGCAAGUCUCACACCACCCCAGAGAGACAUCAGGGCUAGCCCCUCCACCUUGGCUGACCCACCCUCAGCCUUCCCCAUCACCCCCUCUAGCCCCCUCUACACCAACACCGACAGCCUGACUGUCCAUACACCCAUCAAGAGGAAACGAGGACGCCCCAAAAAACAACCACUCCUUACAGUGGAGACUAUCCAUGAGGGCACCUCAACAUCACCCCCAAGUCCGCUGGCACAGGAAGCCUCUGCAGGGCUAAUCCGAAGAAGAAAGACACACACUCUAAACACAUUAGUUCAAAUGGCCACCACUACCAGUGUUAACUCUACCAGUCUGAAACUAAAGCGCGGCAGGGGCUUUUCCAGGCCAGUGAAUAAGAAGCUAGGGAAAAUGCAAAGCAUCCUGAAUGAGAUUCUUUCAGGCUCCAAUCAGAAUGGAACUUUGGCUCUGAAGUCAUCCUCUGCCCCGGUAACCUCAGCGAUGACCGCCAUGGCAUCAACCAUCGAGGCUCGGCUGGGAAAACAGAUAAAUGUCAGUAAAAGAGGAACCAUCUACAUUGGUAAGAAGAGAGGCCGUAAACCCAGAGCAGAAACCCAAGGCUCCAUCCCCCCUAAACCCUCUAGGGACAAGCCUCUGAUGUCCAUCUCCACUUCUAGUCUCUAUGAGAGCCCUGCAGUGCCUUCCUCCACCUCAUCUCCCAACUCCACUGCUCCAUCCUUAAGAGCAAGCCACCCUGACGCCACUAUGCCCAGUCUGCAGCCUAUCUCAGCCCUGCCCUCCAAGCCGCCCGGCAGAGGCUUCCUCUCUGGAGGAUGGAAGCUGUCUCCUCCACGCCUUCUGGCUAAUUCCCCCUCCCACCUGUCGGAGGGUGCAUCAGUGAAAGAAGCAACCCUGUCCCCGAUCAGCGAGUCCCACAGUGAGGAGACUAUACCCAGUGACAGUGGGAUUGGAACAGACAACAACAGCACCUCAGACCAAACUGAGAAGGGCCCUGCCUCCAGACGCAGGUACUCAUUUGACUUAUGUGGGUAUGAGGCUGCUGAAGCAGCAGCCUUAGAAGCCUCCAAUAGGAACAACAGAGCUCGCUGCGAUCGCCAAGUGACUACUGCCGACAACUUCCUGUCACAGCAGGAAAAGAAGCAAAAACAUCAUCGGCGGAAGAGAAAGUGCCUACAAAGUCGGGAUCAUCUUCAUUUUCUCUCUGAACUGGAAGAGGUUGUGAUGAAGCUCCAGCAGCUAAGAGUGUCUCACAGACGAUUCACUUGCUAUCCCCAGCACCCGUACCCAUCAAUUUUCCGCCUCAACUUCCAUCAUUACUACCCUGUUACCUACGACUCCUACUCCUGUGACUCCAGCUCGUAUCUCCGCAGGAGUGCUGAUCUUAAGGCUAAGAGGAGACGAGGUCGUCCAGCCAAAGCCAGCGAGCCAAUCACAUCCAAGCUGCCUUUCGUUCAAGGAUACGGUUAUCCGCUGGCUGGGGGAAAUUACUAUGCAGCACCAUAUGCGAUGCCUUACGCACCUCAUCUGAGUCUGGGCUACUUCCCCCCUCCUCCCCCAUUUUACCUGCCCCAUCACUCACUAGGCCCUGCACCUCCAUCUCCCUUCAUGAGGCCAGCAGUCCCUCCACCCAAGGCUUUCCAUCCUAGUGGACACCCAAAGCUCCAGCCAGGGGCCAAGCUCCGCAGCACCAGUGCCCCCCUCCAGGCGCCCUCAGUGAGAGAGGGCCUGGGCUCCUUGGGAAGUGGCAAUGCAGGAAGUCUUGCAGGGGUUCGCCUCCAUAAGAGGAAGCACAAGCACAAACACAAGCACAAGGAUGAACCCCUCCUUUCACUGCGAGACCGCCAGGAGCUGGGCGGGCUCUUCAGUGGAGCUAAGACAAAUGCACGCCUGAGCAUGCUGAGUGACAGGAGGGACCUGGCCAAUCAGGGCUCCUCAAAGCAUCUGGAGAAGCAGAGGGGCAGUGGGAGAGCCUCAGGCCUGGGGUCCAGCUUAGGGAUGUUUGAGUCCGACCAGCUGUCCACACACUCUCUUGCUGACAACCAGUUCCUAUCCCGUCAGGUUCGACAGCCAAUUAACAGCUUCAUGAGCAGCUACAGCAACCAAUCACACCGAUCUGAGUCUGCGUCUGACCUCAUUAUGGGGUUACACGGGGAUGAUUGCAGUGGGAGGAGCAGGAAGACGAGACUCACUGAGUUUGGAGAUCAAGGCUUACUGUCAUUCCAAACUGCUCGACAAGAGCCGGGUCAAUUGGACAAGUGCUCCAAUCCCUCCCUCACUGGUGUUCCGGGUAAGCGGAGAUACAAGCGACGCGAGGUGGAGCAGAUCCAGAAGGACGUGAGGAGGAUGCAUUCUUUGAACUUUGAGCAUGUGCAGAAGAUCCUCCGUGCCAAGCGCCUGCAGCGACAAGCCAAAACAGGAAACAACGUUAUCAAAAGAAGGCCCGGACGGCCCAGAAAACAGCCCAUGGAGGAACCAGAGCCAACUGACAGGAGAGAGGAUGAUCGGGUUGACAGUCUGGCUUUGGACAUGUUGGCUGGUAGGAGAGGUGAUGGUAGGACUCUGGGGAUGCCGGUUCUGGAGAGGUGCGACAACCUGCCAGGAAGGCAGAGCCUUAGGCCCAGCUUGACCCCUGAGCCUCUGGAGUUCUCAAACCACGACUCCAUCUCAGCAACUAUUGAAACUGUAGUGCAUCAAGCGCGAUCUGUGCCUCCUCUGGCCAAGGCCGGGAAACGUAGAGGCCGGGGCCACAGCAGGGACGAGUUAUGGGCUCCCUCUAGUCUAUAGACGUGCAGGAGGGAGUGACUCGUCAACUGAAAGGGAACUGUGAUGGAGUUAUUGCUGUCUCAAGUCUAUCAGAUGCAGUGCCCUUAAAUCUGGGACUCCUUGGUGCACUUUGACUUGUGUCUCCUCUCUGCUCUGCAGAGGAGCAGGAGGAAAGAGCACCUCCUGUGUUCUCCCUCUGUUGAACCAGACAUGAGCCUUUCAAGGAUUCAUCGGACCUUAAUUUACAAUGGCACUAUAUGGUACUAUUUGAUACUGAAUCUGAUGCUAUAAAGUGUGUGGUACUUAUGAUAGUUUAGAAUAUUAUGUGAUUCUUUAUGUAUCUGAUACAGUGAUGUGUAUGGUACUUUAUGAAACUGUAUCUGAAUGUGGCUUUAGCCAUAUAUUUACCAGCAAGGGGAGGGGGGAUGGUUAAUAUUAAACUGUGCAGCUCUGCUUAUUUUUGCCUUUUUGAGGAAGCUUGUCAAAGACAUGUGGGAUAAAACAGCAGUAAAUAAGCCACCUUACCCCAUUACUUCUCCCUGUUCUCGACUCCUUUCCUUAUUUGUACCUUCCUUGUUUUCUUUUACUCUUUCCGAGGAGUAACCAAUAAUUUCUGGAAACUCCUCACCCUUCGUCCCCCUCCCUGCUCAACGUUCACCCCAAGUUUUUAGCCCUCCCUGGUGCGUACCGCUCAACUUCAUCUCCUCCCAUCUUCUCCCAGUCAUACUUUAUAUAUAUGCCAUUGCUUGUGCUCCUCCCUCAAACUUCCCCCUGCCUCAUUUAUUCUCCCCCCUGCUCAGGCCUGUCCUGAGUAGGGACAUCAAGGCAAUAUGGUGGAUAUAACUGUCCCAGAUUGUACAUAGAAACAAAAUCCACUGUCGCCUGCCUUGUUCAGUGAGAAACCAGCUCAUAGAUGUGUACUGGCACACAGUAUAUCAAAUAGAAUUGUUGUACCAUAGACAAUGAAAGUUGUGUAUUGUUUUAUAACCAAAAACAGACAUGGGUGCGACUCAAGACAAGUUUGUUUUCAGACAGAAAGAACCACAUAUAAUCAUUCAUACCCUCAUUUUUGUGUGUAUAACCAGGGGGCAUUGCAUACAGGAGGAAUAUCAGGUGUGAUUUUGGUAAACCUUAAAAUUGGUUUAAUGCACUAUGAAAAAAACCAUACACUUGCAUCAAUCAAAUGCAGCACUUACAUGCUUGUUCCAGCCUUAUGUUUUGGCCUUUGAUGGUGUGGAUAUCCAUUCCAGAGAGCAUGCAUUAUUUUAAUCAAUUUGUAUAUGCAGGCUGCGCAGCCAAAAGCGUCAAACCGAAGCCCAGGUCUGAAUCCUGAUUGGACAGUUCAGUUGAUGAGGGCUCACAAACAGUGUUUUAAAAGUGAAUCCCAUACUUUCUACUUUUCAAUCCAGAGUCUUGGAAAUAUUUUUUUGAAGGUAAAUCCAGUAUUUAGAUUUAGAAACCAAAGUCUCAGUAUUCAGUGUAAGGAUGUAUUAUUUAAAGAAUAAAUCAGAGUUUGACAAACUCCAUUGUGUUGGCACUAAAGUGAAGCAUUCCUAUAUGCACUCUAGAAUGUAGCCAUCUUGGAUUUUGUGUCAGUUUGUUAAGCCUUUGUUAAACUCUACAAUGUACGCGGCUUUGGAUAGUGGUUGGUAUUUUCUCUCAAAUAAGUAUUCAGACUAUAAGCAAUGGAUCAGUGUUUCUUUCACGACUUUAAGUUUUGUUCCAGGAGACUCUUGUCUUCUUUGGCUCGGGUGGGAUUCUCAGUUGCAGCAGUUCAACUUGUGCCUUAUGUUUCUUUCUCACACCAAUUACAUUUGACCCAAGAAAUAUCAAGUGGCAAAGAGUGCCCCAGAAAUUGACCCCAAAUAUUCAUGAUUGUGCAUAUGAUUCAUGUGUCUUAGUCAUCAGAGCCCUGACACUGCCUGUGUCCCUUCACAGCUUCCAUAGUCAGCAUACUCUAUCGCCUGGCAUCCCGUCUGUCUCCUCUUUUCCCACUAUUCUGGCCCAUUUCACUGUAACACAACUAAAAGGGCUGGACUUAUGGAUUACAUAUGAUAAAACUGAAUUAAUUACACACAUGUACAGGCCUCUGUACCACUCUACUGCAGUGGUGGAGACAGAAAGGUUGACCAUACCACGUGUGUUGCUAUCCAGAGAUAUUGAUCCUACUCAAUGUCCCAGAUACAACUGAACAUCAUUUAGUCUGACCAGUUUUUUACCAGUUAUUUACAACAUACAAUCGGGAUACAAAGGAGGAACAGAGGGGGGUGCCAUGGAAACCACAUUCUCAUACAUUGUUGUUUGCUAUGCAUCAGGCCAUGCCUGGCGAUGACCUUAAAAGGAAUUUCUGUUCUGGGUCCACCCUUCGACAAAGAGAAAUAAGUGGUCUUAUUUGCUUAAUAAAAUGAAUUCAUGUAACACGAAUUGUGAAUAAUACCAGUAAUAAUUUGUAAUAAGUUGUGCAGAAAGUGACUAUCAUUUCAUGAAAACUAUAGUUACUGCAGCGCUAUGCAGUACAGCCUUAACCAGAUGUUAACCUACAGUAUUGAAGUGUUUGUUGUAAAUAGUGUUAGUAUGUCCAUCCUGCAUGGAUACUGGUUGGGCUCUGCUAUCUGGGACUGUCUCCUUAAACCACAGUGGACCUUCUUUCCAUAAUAAGACUGCUUAAGAUCAAAAAAUGUUAAAGGAAUUUCUACAGUAAUUAUUUGUUUAACAAAUUCGGCUGUCCAUUGACGGUCCUUGCUCCAGUCCAUUAAAUUACACAGAAUGCUAAAAUGAUUAGCCUCUUCACACCAUUAAAGUUUGGAGGAUAUUAACCCCAUUGUCGUGUACCUGACCAAAAAUAGGAAUCCCUGCUGACAUGCAGCUUUUUCGCCUGCAGCCAAUCGGGGCAGUGCAGUAGCAUAAAGAGAAAGCAAGAAGGUUGUGGGUAAGCUCUCAGAGGAAAUAGCCAAAAAUACACUUGUCCUAAUGUUAGUGUGCUUAACCUUGCUUUUCUGAAAAACUGGUUGGGUCUGCAGUCUGUUGUGGUGAAGAUGAGGUCUAGACAUGUGGUUUUUAAGGUGUAGAGACUACAUGCUUGGCAGCUUACUCCUCCAUACUGUGGUCAGGCAGCGGUCUCUGGUGUAAGAGUUAAGGUGUUGACCCCAGGUGUUGUCUGUCCUGUCUGUCUCUCCUACCAGCCAAUGCUCCGGUGCCUUCUAACACUGACAAGUAUUGUCCUAAUCCAGAGCUUUCACUCUACACAGAGGCUGCAGAGGGGAUGUGGCCAUGAUAAGGGUCAGAGGUACCUGUUGUUUUACUCUGUUCAGCAGCUAAUCUGGACCAGUGACUACAGUAGGCCUCAAGUACUGAUGUGAGGGUCUUUUAUGUUGUCUUUGGUCUCAGCAUCAAGGGCAGCGCAGCAGUGUUUGACCUUCUAUCAGUGUUUGGGGUGUAUUAACUGUAAUCCACAUUUAACAUUAACUAACAUUGGAUAUAAUGGCACCUAAAAUGUUCCGACCCCUCCCCCCCACCCCAUUCCCUCUGAAGCAUACUGUGAUGAGUGUACUACACAUGGAGUGAGGGGUCACAUGAGACAGAGCCUCAUUAAUGUACAUGUCGUCAUCCUCACAGCAUACGUUACAGUUCUAAGCUAUAAUGUUAUUCAAAGCUGAAAGUGCAGAUAAAGCAUUGAGAAAACCAAUAAAUGUACUUCUUCAGAGCACAAAGUGAGCUCUUCUAACAGUGUGGGCAUAUUUUAGUUUGUAUACAUAGUGUAUUUGAACCUUUUUCUAGAGUGGGUUUCCUUUAUUUGCAUGCUCAACUUGAUUGUAUGCAUAAAUAUUUUAGACAAGCCGAAAAGUUGAAUUUCAAUUGAAUUUGGAGCAAGACUUGUACAUUGUUUGAUAUGUUUCUUUUUGUAAUGGAUUUUUUAAUUCAUGAAGCAUUUUUGUACAUUGUAUGAAUAUUAAAAACUGCAAAUAUUUGACAUAUAGAGUAAAUACUAGAUGCGCAUGCAUAUGCAUAUAUCCUUCACAGUAUGUAUGUGUAAUUGUACACAUAUAUUUUGUAUUUGCAUUUGCUGGCAUACAGAUAUAUGUCUUAAGCACAUAUAUACAUGCAAUAUAUAUGUAUAUCCAUGUCCGCUGGCAUGCUUUUGGUCAUGUUUAUCUCUCAUGAUCUUUGUAGGUUCUUUUUUUGUUUGUUUGUUUUUUUUUUAUUUCUCUUUCCUCAGAGAGAAAAGCUCAUUCUUUUGCUACCCUUCUGUUGGCUGGCAGCUUUGAGCACUUAUUAAAAAGAACUACAGUUGAAGUUGUUCCUGUUAUCCAUUGUGUGAAAUAAUAAAUGACUUUAUUGACAGCUUA
Notolabrus celidotus (New Zealand spotty) is the source of this 9876-nucleotide messenger RNA. It is a transcript of the gene setbp1, whose product is annotated as SET binding protein 1. The transcript has 7 exons. Bases 1046 to 5551 code for a protein of 1501 amino acids. The record is from RefSeq and is a predicted model, not a curated record. NCBI's taxonomy places the organism in Eukaryota, Metazoa, Chordata, Actinopteri, Labriformes, Labridae. Gene Ontology annotation, molecular function: DNA binding.